This is a messenger RNA of Eruca vesicaria subsp. sativa (arugula), 1143 nucleotides long. The record is from the annotation of a GenBank genome assembly. NCBI's taxonomy places the organism in Eukaryota, Viridiplantae, Streptophyta, Magnoliopsida, Brassicales, Brassicaceae.
AUGGCUAUACGGACUAGAGACGGGGUUCUAGGGAUGAGUCACUUCAAGUUGCUGAAACGGUUAGGUUGUGGUGAUAUAGGGAGUGUUUAUCUAGCUGAGUUAACUGGGACUCGGUGUCAUUUCGCUGUGAAAGAUAGAAAGAAGUUGAAUCGAGCUCAGACUGAGAGGGAGAUUCUGCAGCUGUUGGAUCAUCCGUUUUUGCCGACGUUGUAUACUCAUUUUGAGACGGAUAGGUUCUCUUGUUUGGUUAUGGAGUACUGCCCUGGUGGUGAUCUGCAUACUUUGAGGCAACGUCAGCCUGGUAAACAUUUCUCAGAGUAUGCUGCUCGAUUUUACGCUGCAGAGGUGUUGCUAGCACUCAAGUAUCUCCAUAUGCUAGGUGUUGUUUACAGAGACUUGAAACCUGAGAAUGUUCUUGUUCGAGAUGAUGGUCAUAUAAUGCUUUCUGACUUGGAUCUCUCACUGAGAUGCACAGUUUCUCCAACACUGAUCAAAACAUUCGACUAUCAUUCAUCUAAACGUGGCGCCUUCUGCGUUCAACCCGCUUGCAUGGAGCCUACUACAUCAUGCUUCUCACCGCGCAGCAUCUUCUCAAACAAAAGCAAAAAGAACAAGACACGUAAAACGCAGACGGACGUCUUCAGAUCACACUCAGGUUCUCUCCCUGAGUCAGUAGCUGAACCUAACACAAGGUCUAUGUCCUUUGUUGGAACUCACGAGUACUUAGCUCCAGAGAUCAUUAAAGGAGAAGGACAUGGAAGCGCGUUGAAGUUUCCUGAGUCACCGGCGACUAGCUACGCAGGGAGGGACUUGGUUCAGGCUUUACUGGUGAAAGAUUCUAAGAACAGGUUAGGGACGAAGAGAGGAGAAACAGAGAUAAAGCAGCAUCUGUUCUUUGAAGGAGUGAAUUUGGCAUUGAUAAGGUGUGGUACUCCUCCUGAAGUACCGAGACAAAUGGAAAUUGAACCACCCCCAAAGUAUGGACCGAUUGAUCCUGUUGGGUUUGGUAGUAAUAGCAAGAGAAUGAUGGGACCACCACCACCAGUAUCAGCAUCAUCAGCAGGAGUAGGAGGAGAUACAAAAGCUGAUAUUUUAACCACGUCUCAAGGCUUCAAUGGUUUAAGAGUGGACAUAGUCCCUUAA